Molecule: messenger RNA, 1200 nt
Organism: Cordyceps fumosorosea ARSEF 2679
Lineage: Eukaryota; Fungi; Ascomycota; Sordariomycetes; Hypocreales; Cordycipitaceae
Product: LAP2 like protein
Exons: 3
Coding region: 1-1200 (399 amino acids)
Biological process (GO): proteolysis
Molecular function (GO): metalloexopeptidase activity
Source: RefSeq, a predicted model, not a curated record
AUGAAAUUUUCCACAGCUUCAGUAAUCGCUGCUUGCGCUCCCGCAGUUGCUGCCCGUGUUAUUGAAAACGGCGCCGUCAUCGACGACCUUGUCGUGCUCCACCCCGAAGAGCAGUUCCUCAUCGAGACAGCCCCCGGCGAGCAGCAAUGGGUAACCGACGAAGAUAAAUGGGAGCUUCGCCGCAAUGGCCAGAGCUUCAUGGACAUUACCGAACACCGCGAGCUCGGUACAGCCGGGACGAGAGCUACCGUCCAGUUCCCUAAAAAGGUGACGCAGCAAAAGUCCGUCGCCGAGCUCUCCAAGUCCCUUUCCAAGAGCGAGAUGCAAAAGAACCUCGAAAAGCUCACCAGCUUCUACACCCGAUACUAUAAGUCCGACUACGGUCUGCAGUCCUCCGACUGGGUCCUCGAAAAGGUCAAGAGCAUCAUCAAGGAGGCCGGCGCCAACGGCACCGUCUUCGCUGAGAGCUUCCCCCAUCCCUGGAAGCAGCACUCCGUCAUCGCCACCAUCCCCGGCCGCACCAACGAUACGGUCGUCAUUGGCGCCCACCAGGAUUCUACCAACCUCUGGCUGCCUACUGUCCUGGCCGCCCCCGGUGCCGACGACGAUGGCAGCGGUACCGUGACGAUCAUGGAGGCGUUCCGAACCAUCCUCCAGUCGCAGGAUAUCGUCGACGGCAAGGCCCACAACACGAUCGAGUUCCACUGGUACAGCGCCGAAGAGGCCGGUCUCCUGGGGAGCCAGGCAAUCUUUAGCGAGUAUGCGCGCAGCGGCCGCGUUGUCAAGGCUAUGCUCCAGCAGGACAUGACCGGCUACGUCCAGGGCACCCUCGACGCUGGCAAGCCCGAGAGCGUCGGUGUUAUUAUGGACUUUGUCGACCCCGGUCUGACCAAGUUUAUCAAGGUCGUCAUUGAAGAGUACUGUGACAUCCCCUGGGUCGAGACCAAGUGCGGCUACGCCUGCUCCGACCACGCCUCGGCUUCCAAGGCCGGCUAUCCUUCUGCGUUCGUCAUCGAGUCUGCCUUUGAGGACUCCGACCCUCACAUCCACUCCACCGACGACUCGAUCAAGUACCUGUCCUUCGACCACAUGCUGCAGCACGCCAAGAUGACGCUCGGCCUGGCCUACGAGCUGGCCAAGCACGACUUUAGCCAGGGUGGCGAGUUGGACUCUGGCGAGUGGAACUCUGGCGAGCUGUAA